Messenger RNA from Malassezia japonica, 3096 nucleotides. RefSeq lists its product as uncharacterized. Gene Ontology annotation, molecular function: protein binding. Lineage: Eukaryota; Fungi; Basidiomycota; Malasseziomycetes; Malasseziales; Malasseziaceae. Bases 1 to 3096 code for a protein of 1031 amino acids. The record is from RefSeq and is a predicted model, not a curated record. The transcript has a single exon.
AUGGGCACAGCGACGGCCGCGCUGGGGCGCGGCUUUAGCUUUACAUCGUCGCUCUUUACGCAGGAUGCGCUCCAGUGGCUCUGGGCGUACACGGUGGAGCUCCCGCCGCACCUCUUCAAAAAGCCGGCGCGCACGCCGCUCCGCGCCGCGCCGCGCUCGCUCGGCGUGCGCAGGCUCGAGCCGGGCGUCGCGGUGCCGGCGCAGCGGCGCAUGCGGCAGAGCGCGGCGCGUACAGGCGUCGCGACACCGACGAUCGCGCCGAUCGACGCGCCCGCGCGGCGCGCGAGGGCCGCCGAAGCCCUCGAAGGAAUUGAUGCAAGCGACGUGGCGAGCGUGCGGCGCGGCGCACGGCGCGUGCUGCGCCUCGAAAAGACGGGCGACGCGGCAGAGCGCCUGGAUACCCUCCUGUGCGCUGCGCUCGCACAGGAGCGCCCGUUUCACGAGCACGCAUGGCUCGCUGCGCUGCAGAUCGAGACGUCCGUUGCGCGGGGCGCACACCACGACGCACUUGCGCAGCUCUCGGCACUUUUGGACGCGCACGCCGAGCUGCUCAAGGAAGUGCGUGCACUGGGCGACGCGGGCGCGAUGCAGCGCCUGCGGCACAAGCCCGGCCUCGCCGUGCUGUACCAUGCCGCCAAGGCGGUGCUCGGCGAGGGGCGCCGGCGCGUGCAGGCCGAGCUGCGCACCGGCCCGUCCGCCUCGGCGCCGGCGCUCGCCGCGUGGCUGUGGGCGAAUCCGCUGGCCCUCGCGCUCGUCCAGCCCGUCUUUCCCAAGGUGUGCCAGGCGAUCUAUACCAUACUUGCCGCGCUCCCCAAUCCGGUCGGCGCGGUGCGUGCGCUCGAUGCGCACCGCGCGGGCCUCGUCGCGGCCGCGCUCGCGAACCGCCAUGCGCCCGAGACCGCCGCGCAGGUCGUGCUCGAGUGCAGCCGGGUGCACGGCAUGCCUCCCGAGCCGCUCGUGCGGCGUGUGCUGCGUGUGCUGAUCGAGGGCGGCGGCCGCCGAGUCGUCAUUGCACCGCUCGUGCAGCUCGUCGACACGGACGAGGCGCAGCACGCGACGCUCCGGCUCUUGGCGACGUACGACGCGACGCACGGCGACGCGGACGGUGUCGCACGCCGCCUCGCGCGCCUGCCCGAGGCGAUGGCCGCGCCGAUGCGUGUGCACACGAGCCUGCUCCUCGCCGCGCACGCGGGCGACGUCGAGGGCGUCGAGGCCCUGUACGAGACGAGCUUUGGCCGUGCGCUUCGCGACGCGUACGAGCGUCCCGACGCGGAGCCCUAUGUAUACCACCUCUUGCUUGCGUACGCCGCGCGCGACGACUACCUCGGCGCGCGCGGCGUGCUGGACGCGUACAAAAUGCACCGCGCGGUGCCCGAGCGCAUGUUCCUCGUGCUGCUGCGCAUUGCCGCGCGGCACGCCGACGCCGACGCCGCGCUGCACCUCGUGCUUGAGAUGGAGGCGUCGUUGGUCACCUCGACCACGAUCCUGCACCUUGUGCGUGCGCUCGGCGCUGCGCGGCUUGCCGACCGCGCCGCGAGCGUCAUGGCGUACUACCGUGCACAAGGCGUCGUGCUUGGGCGCCGCGUGUACAAUGCGCUGCUCAACGCCUAUGUCGAGGCCGGGCACUGGAGCGCGGCAUUUGGCACGUUCCGGUACCUGCAGCAGCACCCCCGUCCCGCGAUGCGCCCCGAUGCAGCGGUGUACACGACGAUGCUCAAAGCGCAUGUGCUGCGCGGCGCGCCCGUCUCGCGCGUGCUGCGUCUGCUCUGGUCCAUGCGGCGCCACGGCCUGGUGCCGGACGAGCGCACCUACGCGUUGGUGCUGCAGAGCGCGUGCGACGCGCGCGACCUGCGCCUCGCCGAGUCGCUCUUUGAGCUGAUGGACGAGGCGCUCGUGCCGUCGCACGGCGGCGCGACACUCCACCACUAUACGAUCCUCCUGCACGCCCUGCUGCGUGCCGGCAAGUCGCGGCGUGCGCGGCACUACCUCGACGCGAUGCGUGCGCGGGGCAUGGAGCCGAGCCCGGUGACGUACGGCGUGCUGAUCCGCUCGUACGCCGAGAGCGAUCCGACGUCGCACGUCGCCGGCGAGCUUGCGAUGCAGCUCACCAAGAGCGCCGCCGCCGAGCGCCGCACGACGCUCGGCGAAGGCGUCGCGUACGAAAACAUGCUGCUCCCCCUGAUCCACGUGCACAGCCGGCGCGGCGAGCUCGAGGCGGCGGACGCGCUCUUUGCGCAGCUGCGCGCCGCGUGUGCGCCUGCGUCGCCGUCGCUGCGGGCGUGGACGUCGCUGCUGAAUGCGUACCGGUACGCGGGCGACGUCGAGGGCGCGCUGCGUGUGUGGGACGAGCUGUACCUGCACACGAUCGAGCGGGUGCCGUCGGUCGGCGCUGACCAGCGGAGCAUGCUGUGCUUCCCAUUGUCGAUCAUUAUGGCCACCCUCACGCACGACGGGCAGUUUAAGCGCAUCGCACAGAUCUGGCAGCGCGUCAAGCGUGACGGAUUCGCAUUUGACGCACACAACUUUAACCAGCUCGCCGUGGCGCUCGCGUGCUCGGGGCGUGUGUGGGAGGCGCUGCAGGUCAUUGAGCAGGUGCUGCCCGAGCGCCCGCCGGCGCUGGAGAGCGCGCUUGCCCCGCGCAUGCUCGCAUCGGACGCGCUGCGCGACGAAGAGGCGUACGCACGCGAUCCCCUGUACCAGCCGCCCGCGCCCAGCGCCGAGGGGCCGUGGGCGCCGCAGGUUGCGAGCGUCGCGCGCCCGCCGAACCGCCGCGCGGCCGUCGCCGACGUCGAUCCCGCGGCCGCCACGCUCGACGGCGACGCGCCGGAUUCCGCGUGGCUCGACCCCGCGCUCCUCGCGCCGUCGCACGCGUGGUUCGCCACCUACGACACGCUACGGGAGGUGUGUGCGGCCAUGGACCGCAUGCCGAAAAAGACACGCGCACGCAAGCGCGUGCGCACCGGCGUCGCCGGCGCAGACGCCCUCGCCGCGCCGCCCGAGCUGGUGCCCGCGGCCGAGGCGCUGCACGCGUUCCCGAUCGCCGCCGCGCGCCUCGCCGAGUACGAGCAGCGCGCCGCGCGCUGGGACGCGCCAUAG